This is a messenger RNA of Hypanus sabinus (Atlantic stingray), 8995 nucleotides long. It is a transcript of the gene setdb1b, whose product is annotated as SET domain bifurcated histone lysine methyltransferase 1b. Gene Ontology annotation, molecular function: zinc ion binding; histone H3K9 methyltransferase activity; protein binding. Gene Ontology annotation, biological process: heterochromatin organization; negative regulation of gene expression. The transcript is spliced from 22 exons. NCBI's taxonomy places the organism in Eukaryota, Metazoa, Chordata, Chondrichthyes, Myliobatiformes, Dasyatidae. The record is from RefSeq and is a predicted model, not a curated record. The coding region runs from base 156 to 4256 and encodes 1366 amino acids. Gene Ontology annotation, cellular component: nucleus.
GUUCUCACCGUGAAAAGAAGUUGGGCCACGUCCUCUACCCCAGCCCAUAACCGAGGGACGCGGUAGACAAUAGCAGGCGCGCGAAUACAUCGCCGGGGCCUUGCGAUCGGCGGCCGCUGAAGCCUGGCUCGAGUGACGAGGAGCAACUGCUGGUGAUGGCUUCCAUGGACACCAUGGACCUUGCGGUGGAGGACCUGGGCAUUUCGAUGGAGGAGAUCCGGGAGUGGAUUGACAAGGAGCUGGAGAAGGUGGACUUCCUCAAGCAGCGCAAGGCUGCGCUCCUGGAGCUGGAGAGCUGGGUGGAGAAGAAGGAAGCUGAGGUGGCCCGUGUGGAUGGACUGUUUGAGGACGCGUCCAGGUCGGUGGAAGUAUGCGAGUCGAUGGUAAAGGACCUGUACAGUGACCUGGGGCUGAAGUAUGAGGACGCCGACCAAGAGGAGGAGGCCCCAAAAAGCACCACCAAACCGUCGGAAGUGAUCGAGAUCCUGGAUGAUGAUGAUGACGAUGAUGAUGACGUGAUGGCCAUUGAGACUGUUGAAAUGGGGAAAGUCGCAUCAUCUCCAUCCACCUCGUCGACUGUGUCAGCACUGAGCAAGAUUACCCGAGAGCCAUCCCUGCUACGGGACGCCAUGGCUGCCAUGCGGAAGUCUGCCCGGGAUGUGCAGAAGUUCGUGGAGGCUGUCUCCAGGAAGCCGACAGCAACCUCUUCGGGACUGCUGCGUGCCAUGAGCACACAACCUGAGCCAGACAAGACCAGGCAACCUGCCUCCGCCUUCUCCAUGCCCUCUUCGCCUACAAGCACCCUCUCCUCCACCUGCAGCACCCAGCCCCGGCCAGCACUGCAGUCCAGCACGCCAGCCCCGCCAGGCAGCAGCCAGCAAGUCGUCACGGUGGUGGAGGAUGGCGAGGUGGUCAAAGACGGUGACCUGUACAAGGGCAUGCGCAUCCUGGGCAAGAAACGGACCAAGACAUGGCAUAAGGGGGCACUUAUCGCCAUUGUGGCAACAGGCAGCAACAAUAAGUACAAGGUGAAGUUUGACAACAAAGGGAAGAGUCUACUGUCAGGUAACCACAUCGCCUACGACUACCAUCCCCAGGGCGACCGGUUGAUGGUAGGGAGCAGGGUGGUCGCCAAGUACAAGGAUGGUAAUUCGGUCUGGCUGUACGCUGGCAUUGUGGCCGAGACACCUAACAUCAAGAACAAGUCCAGGUUCCUUAUUUUCUUUGAUGAUGGCUAUGCCUCCUAUGUUGCCCUGUCAGAGCUGUACCCCAUCUGCAGACCAUUGGCAAAGACCUGGGAGGACAUCGAGGACGUCUCCUGCCGUGACUUCAUCGAGGAGUACAUCACAGCUUACCCAAACAGGCCCAUGGUGCUGCUGAAAAAUGGCCAGCAGAUCAAGACCGAAUGGGAGGGCACCUGGUGGAAGUCUCGGGUGGAAGAAGUCGAUGGCAGCCUGGUCAAAAUCCUGUUCCUGGAUGACAAACGCUGUGAGUGGAUCUACCGUGGCUCGACCCGCCUGGAGCCCAUGUUCAACCUGAAGAUGACCACUGCCUUCCGACAGGGUGGGCAGAGUGGCCAGCAGCGCACCCGGCCCAACGUCGGUGCAGUGCGGACGAAGGGCCCCGUGGUGCAGUACACGCAGGACCUGACAGCAAGCACCACCCAAACCCCUCAGCAGCAGCCAGCACCUCCGGCUAUGCGCACCCCUCAGCCUCACUCACCGCCUGAUAAGACGGACACCUCUGGCAGCUUGGCACAAUCCAGGAAACAGGUAGCAAAAAAGAGUACCUCCAUUCGACAGACAGGACCUGCAGCCCGAGAGGCGGAACCAGCUGGGUCUCUGGAAUCGUCGUCUGCCAGCGAUGUGGCCAGCAAGCCUACCGCCAACCAGCCCUUCAGAUUCGGAGUGCCAGCCCCUGCGAGCCCAGACAAGGCAGAGGGUGCCGGUGGCCUGGCUGCGCAUAAGCAGCUGGAUGAACGGAUGCCGGUGGAGGUUCCCUACCGGGCACCAACUGAGAAGCUCUUCUACGUGGCACAUAAGUGUGGCCCCAGCUGCCUGGCCCGUGCCAUGCCAGCCUCCCGAGGCCAGCACCGGGGCAGGAAUCCCAUGCUGGUGCCCCUGCUAUACGACUUCCGCCGCAUGACUGCCCGCCGCAAGAUCAACCGCAAGAUGUCUUUUCAUGUGGUGUACAAGGGCCCCUGCGGCCUCAGCCUGCGCAACAUGGAGGAGGUGGAGCGCUAUCUGGCCGAGACCAAUGCCGACUUCCUCUACCUGGAGAUGUUCUGCUUUGACCCCUACGUGCUGGUUGACCGGAAGUUCCAGCCGCAGAAGCCCUUCUACUACAUUCGGGACAUCACCAACGGCAAGGAGGACGUGCCACUCUCCUGUGUCAAUGAGAUUGACUGCACGCCGCCGCCUCAGGUGGCCUACAGCAAAGAGCGCAUCCCUGGUGAGGGGGUCUACAUCAAUACUGACCCUGACUACCUGGUGGGCUGUGACUGCAUGGAUGGCUGCAAGGACAGGUCCAAGUGUGCAUGUCUGCAGCUCACCAUGCAGGCAACAGCUUGUAACCCAGGAGGCCAACUCAACACCAGUGCUGGCUACCAGAACAAGCGGCUGGACGAGUGCUUGCCCACAGGGAUCUACGAGUGCAACAAGAGGUGCAAGUGCAACGUGGGGCUGUGCACCAAUCGGCUGGUGCAGCAUGGCCUGCAGGUACGGCUGCAGCUCUUCAAGACCCAGAACAAGGGAUGGGGCAUCCGCUGCCUCGAUGACAUUGCCAAGGGCUCCUUCGUGUGCAUCUAUGCAGGCAAGAUCCUGACGGACGAUUUUGCAGACAAGGAGGGCCUGGAGAUGGGCGACGAGUACUUUGCCAACCUGGACCACAUCGAGAGCGUGGAGAAAUACAAGGAAGGCUACGAGAGCGAUGCCAAGUGCUCAUCAGACAGCAGCGGCGUGGACCUGAAGGAGGAGCAUGAGCACACAGGCAGCGAGGCAGAGGAUUCCAGCUCGGACAGCUCCGACCAGAACUUCGGUGGCACGGACGACGCCUACGUGCCCGGCUCUGUGUGGCGGAGUUAUGUGACCCGUACCCGGAGCCGGGAGCAGAAGGAGAACGGUUCUGAGGCCGGACCACCCCGCCAGGAAGACGCUGGCUCCUGCAAGCUCCCCAUCACUGAGGAGACUGCCAAGAACAAAGUGGCCUCCUGGCUCAGCGCCCUGCGGGUUGAGGAGGCUGACUCUGACAGCCGGUCAUCGUCUAGGGCAGCGGAGGCUGGUGGGCCCGAGACCAAGCCUCCCAAGGAGGAGGAGGGGGAGAGGGAGGCAGAGGGUGAGAAACCAGCUGUCCCUCCCCUCAAGACGGAGGCAACCCUGAAGGAGGAGCCCAAGCCAUGCGAGGGCAUAGCAGAUGUCAAACCGGUCAGCAAGCAGGAGACAGAGAAGAAGGAGGCCAAAGUGGAGAGCCAAGAUGGCAUUGGCAUUAAGAACCAGGAUGCGGCAAUUCACCUCAAGCUAUCCUUGCCAUUUGAUAACUCAUCUCGGAACUUUGGCUACAAUCCGCGGCCAGCGAGGAGCGAGGGGAUCCGCAGACCGGUGAGCAAGACCACACUGCUACAGGCGCGACGGAACUCGGCACCCCCUCCAGUCUCCAAAGAUGAGGUGAUGACAUUGUCGAGCAGCUCGGACAGUGAAAUGGACACGGGCACCCAGACCAGCGGCAGUCGGCGACAGGGUCAAGGGCAAGCCCCGGCAGCCUGCAACGACAGCGACGACAUCCAGACCAUCUCCUCUGGCUCUGACGAGUACAGCAAGAAGGAAGAGAGCGAUUCAAAGAAUGCAGAUAAUGCCAACAAGCGGCAGGUGGCGGUCAAAUCAACCCGUGGCUUCGCCCUCAAGUCAACGCACGGGAUUGCAGUGAAGGCAUCAAACAUGGAGAAGGGCGAAGGGGGGGGCAGCCGCAAGAGCACCCGGCAGUUCUACGAUGGGGAGGAAUCUUGCUACAUCAUCGACGCCAAGCUGGAAGGAAAUCUGGGCCGCUACCUCAAUCAUAGCUGCAGCCCCAACCUCUUUGUGCAGAAUGUGUUUGUGGACACACAUGACCUCCGAUUCCCCUGGGUGGCAUUCUUCGCCAGCAAGAGGAUCCGAGCUGGGACUGAGCUUACCUGGGAUUACAACUACGAGGUGGGGAGCGUAGAGGGUAAACAGUUACUGUGCUGCUGUGGCUCCACUGAGUGCAGGGGGAGGCUCCUGUAGGUGCCCCCCCCCCACCUCCCGACAUGGCCAAUGGGGCACCCCUACCCCAGCCACCAUUCACCCCCAACUCCCUGCUGGCUCACUACCGGUGGGAUUCCCUGCUGGGUUCCUGGGACAUUUCUGGAGAGACCCCUCCCCUCCAAUGAUGGAUGGAGGUGGGGCUGGAGAGAGUACGUGUGCAGGGCUCACUGCAUCCCACCUACUCCCUCCCCUAGCCUGGAAUUGUCUUUAAAACCCCCACAACCACCCUCUCUUUCCUGAGAAGGGCUCUGGGUCCCUUGUCUAGGAACAAGCAUUUCCUGGGACAUUGAUGCUCUCAACUGACCCCCACCAAGUAGAACCGAAAGGGUUGGGGGAGUGGUUAAUAUCUGCCCCACUAGCAUAUGCAGCCCUGCCAAACACACUCAAAGCUCGGUCAGUCAAUCUACUAUAUAUAUAUCCUCCUUCCCCCCCCCCCCCACUCUGCCCUCCUCUCUCUCCCAUCCCCCCCUUAGAGUGGCCUGGGUGGGGAGACUCCUGCCUAUUGAAGGGGGUCUCUGUUACCCCUCAUUCCCUUGGCCAGUUAAUGCCCCAUCACUUAAACCCUUGGCACUCCUCCAACGUUAGAAUACCACCCCCCCACCCCCCACUGUCCAUUCCAUGUGGAAUGAAAUAAGCAGACUCUGUUUAAUGUGAGUGUCAUCCAUUACCCUAAUACUCUAUCUCCUCCCUCCCCCACCUUCUGGUCUGGACACAUUUCCCCACCUCUUCAAUCACCCUGGAUGCUGUCCUGCUGCACGGAGCCACACACAGGACCUGGACAGUGUCACAGGAGUGACAGACAGCGGCACUUCCUCCUACACAUCUCGCUUGAAGAUGAUGCCUUCCGGGUGCCCAAGGAGACUACGAAUGUCGGACUUAAGAAACAGCCAUACUCGGUGGGCCUGCCCCCCACCCACACCCACACCUACACCUCUUGUACAUGUCACUAAAUAAAACCACACAAUCAAUUCUCUUUUUUAUUUAAAACUGCUCGUCUCUGCGGCUCCGUACUUAUCUUGAAGGUGCAGCCCAACGAUGCUUGGUGUUUAAUGCUGAGGAGGGUUGGUAUCGGUGUCCAGUCUUUGCACCCCUCCCACGCAGGGCUUGGUGAGGAGUUCCAUGAUUUAAUGAGGGCGAGUUUCAGCAAAGAAGCGUGAACCAGUAGGGUCAGGUGUGUGCCACUUGGCCACUCUAAGCCCAUUCUACCUUCUGGUACAUUGUGGUUGCGGGAGCGAUCAGUGAGCAGGAUUUGACCCCACCUCGGGACUUCAGCCACUACAAAGGGUUCCGGCAGAAUAGCCCAGGUGAGUAACCUUGGUGGAGGAAGGGGUUGUUUGGGUUGUGGGGGUGUGGAUAGGUGGCUGCUUGGUCCCUGAUGGUGUCGAGCUUCCUCAGAAGUAGGGAGUGUCCUGUUUCCCCUGACUACAAGGCACUGGUCAGGAACGUCACUCAGCACAGGAUUCCCAGCCCUUGGUUUCAGGCAUUCUCUCAAGAGACAUGACAAGAAAACAGGAGUGAGGCACUCGGCCUCUCCAGGCUCCCCACCGUUCAAUACAAUCACAGUGCUGAAGAGUUUCACCAGGAUGCUGCCUGGAUUAGAGGGGCAUGAACUAUAAGGAGAGGGUGGACAAACUUGUAUUGUUUUCUCGGGAGCGUCAGAGGCUGAGAGGAGUCCUGAUAGAAGUUAUAAAAUUAUGAGACAGAGAUAGAGUGAACAGCUGGUGUCUUUUUUUUUCCCCAGGGUUGAAUUUUCUAAUACCAGAGGGUGAGAGGGGAGAUGUGCAGGUCAUGGUUUUACAGACUAAAAUACACUGCCAGGAUAGUGGUCGAGACAAACAUUAUAGAGACUCUUAGAUAGGCACAUGAAUGUUAAUUUAAUUGGUUUGGCACAACAUUGUGGGCCAAAAUUGCACACAGUAAGAUCCCACAAGCAGCAGCUGGUUAAGAGCCAAUCUGGUAACUUGAGAGAGUUCAGAGAUGAGAAAAACAUCAGGAGGUGCACACCCUUAGCUUGUCUCUGUAGCAGAGAAAGGGGAAUUUGUUUCACUCACAAAUGAUGGACUUUAUUCCUGGCUCUUUCGGCAUUCUGACACAGGACAUUAUGUUGCAGUUGUACAAGAUGUUAAUUAGACUGCACCUGCAGCCUUGUGUACAGUUUUUGUCCCUCUGUUAUAGGAAGGGUGUCAUUAACUUGGAAAGAGUACAAAGAUUAACAGAGAUGUUGCCUGGGACCCGAGGGCCUGCAUUACAGGGAGAGGUUGAGAUUUUUGUACCUUGGCACGUAAGAGUCUGAAGGGUGUAUAAAACCAUGUAGGGCAGAGAUAGGCUAAAUGCACAGGGAUUGGAAAACCAGAAAACUUACAGCACAAUGCAGGUCCUUCGGCCCACAAAGCUGUGCCGAACAUGUUCUUACCUUAGAAAUUACCUAGGGUUACCCAUAGCCCUCAAGAACUAGAGGGCACAGGUUUAAGAUGAAAGGGGGGAGAUUUAAAAGGGAACUGAGGGGUAACUUUUUCACCCAGAGGGUGGUCAGUAUAUAGAAACAUAGCAAACCUAAAGCACAAUACAGGCCCUUCGGCCCACAAAGCUGUGCCAAACAUGUCCCUACCUCAGAAAUUACUAGGCUUACCUAUAGCCCUCAAAAGUGGUUGAGGCAAGUACAUUAAUAUUUAAAAGACACUUGGACAGGUAUGUGGAUGGAAAGGUUUAGAGCGAUUAUGGGCUAAACAUGGCGGUAGCUCGCAUGGGAUCUUAGCUCAAUGCUGACCAGUUGGGCCAAUGGGCUUGUUUCCAUGCUGUGCGACUCUGACCCUGUUCCAGCCCGGGUCUCCACAAGCUCCAGUUUCAGGCUGUCCAGUAAUGGACACACUGCCCUGUGCAGUAACAUCCAGAGCUACCUUUUCCAGAAUGCCACAGCAGAGGCCCCCGAAAAUCUGCAGAGCUGGAGAGCAGAUCUUCCCAAUUAUAGGAUGCUUCUUCAAAUGUGCUGAGGUACAGUUUGAUCAAAGUGGGGCUGUGUCAUGGGUUCAGGGAGCCAGGUUAGUUCCCAAACUGGUGUGGGGAAGAGUGUCCCUCCCACAGCACAAUGACAUGUGGGGUGUAAACAGUUCAGCCUGUUUAUGUACUGUCCACUCCAUAUCAGCAGGCAUACAUCAGGGGAAGACCUCUCAGGCCAAAUUCCCUAAUUAAGCCAGGUCUCCCCCUGAAGAAAACCCCACAAGACAUUGAAGCACUAUUCACGGUUUUGGCUAACUCCAGAGAUGGAGAGUUACUGCAGCCUUCACUGUAAAGUAAUACUUGUGGUCCAGGGUGUAGCACCUCACCCCAGAGAUGGAGCAUCCCUGGAAAGAUCACGAGCAGCCUGGACUCGCUGGGAUGUACAGGAUUUGGUUUGACAGGGUCACCCUGUUCCCAUGGGAGGGUGAGGGAUCUGAGCUCGGUCCCAGAGCAAGGGGCAGCCCUUGCUCCACAGCCCACAACACAAGGGUUUCUCCACUCGGUCUGCAAUUGGAGACCGUCAGAGAUCUCAAGACUAGCACUGAUCAACCCUCACUCAAGAAAUGGAGGUUUGAGAGGAGGUAGAAAUGAUGUAAACAGAAACAAACGAGGGCAACAGAAACCACAAAACAGAUGGGAAAUAGACAAAAAAAUAGAAGAAAACAAUUCAGGGGAGCAAACAGAAACUGGGGGGUGGGGGGAGGAACAAGGGAAACAAAGAGGCAGAAGGUUAAGAGAAUUGCAGAAACAAAGGGGAGAAGGGACAAGGGAAACGGCUAAAAUGGACAAUUCCUUCUUAUCCUUCCAGGAAUGAGAACAGUGGUGUAUCUGCAGGAACAACCACACCUGCAUCUUUUAAAAUGGAUUUUUAAUCAAAAAAAUUAAUUGCAAACUGUUUUAGGCAUCCCAACAUCUCAUUUUCUUUUCUUAUUUACAAUAUGUAUCUCAGUGUCAUAAAUGUAACAUCAAAUCUAGACCAUCCCGCCCCUUCCCACAGAGUGUAGUAAAUGGACUAGACAGACCCUGGGGGAGGGGGUGGGGUUGAGAUCCUGGUACACUGUGGCCCGUGGUGGGAUCAGGGGAAAUUAAUUGAACAUCUCGGAUAAUCUCCACUCCUGCCUAGCGCUUCCUACCUCUCCUACCUCUUCCCCAGGGAGCUCCAAGUGCUGUAUAGGGAUGCAAUGAAUUCACGACUAGACUCCCUACCCCUCCCCAUCCAAUCACAAAACCUAUUAUCACUCCUGAUAUGGGGAGUCGGAACAGUAGACAGUCUCCCCUUCCCACUCGCAUCCUCAACAUCCCUCUUCCUCUCACAGCCAAGCAAUGCCUUGGAUGGGGCUGUAGAGGAGGUCAGUGGGUGAGUUGUGAGCUGACCCUCACCCUCUUGGCAAUUCUCCAGGCACCCAGACCUUCCACAGCUCUCCCCCUACCGAGCUGUUCAAGCUUUCCAAAGCGAGUUAUUGUCUUUUUAUUAAAGAAAUGCUCCUCAGAAACAAAAGAUUGCAUGUUACAAGGUGCGAUCCCACCAUGGUAACCAACCCUCUAUCACCCCCCUCCAAAGAUGAGUCCAGGAAGGAAGGAGUGUGGUAAAUAAGCAAACUAAAAAGAAAAUACUGCUUGGAGGCAUACAGACCCACUAUUCAAGAGCUUUGGGGUAUCUUCUCCUCUUCUGUCCCUCCUUUAGAUAACCGCACAUCAUUCACCCCCCCCCCCCCACCACC